AUGGAAAUGAAGUCCAUAAUCUUAUUUCUUAUCAUUAUUCAAUCAAUUAUCAAUGGAGUCAAUCUUGCCAAAGCUCCAACAACUAUAGUUGGAGAUUGGCAUGUAUCUAGAGGUGGAGAUUUCAGAAGCAACACCAUCCAAAAAAACCGAGAUUCCGUGUUGGAUAAACUCUUGUUGUUAAUUAAGAAUAAUUCUAGCUACAAUGGUUUUUACCAUACCCAAUCGGCCGGCAAACCUGAAGAGCAAGUUAGCGCCAGCUUCUUUUGUGCCCUUAAUGUCGUAAAAGGACUUUGUGAGUGUUGUCUUAGGAACGUUGUUCGGUAUAUUCGAAAGAACUGCCCUAAACAACAGGAAGCUGUAGCUUGGGAUUUCUACCCAUAUUUACAAUGUAUGGUGCGUUACUCUACUGGUCGCAAAAUACUCUCAGUGCUGGAUGAUUGGGCCUGGUAUCGUUUGGGGGACGAUUUAUCCGUCAAAACUGUUAAUUUAGCAAAGACGAUGGAUAGUAUGAUAAAUAAGCUAAAGGUGAAAGCGGCUGGAGGUGAUGCCCUUCGGAAAUAUGCGUCUGACAGUAUACAUUAUGACGGGGAUGAACACGCUCUUUACGUGGAUGUGCAGUGUACUCCUGACUUAACAAAGGAGGAUUGUCUUAAAUGUUUAACCAAGGGAAGUAAUGAGAUUCGUAAUUUUACUAGGAAACCACUCUUUAGUGGACGGGUUAUAUCUACCAAUUGUUAUGUACGGUAUAGGCAUACAAAUCUAUUCAACCCUCCUACUGAGUAUAGUGGUGGUGAUGAAUGCGGUUAA
Molecule: messenger RNA, 807 nt
Organism: Helianthus annuus (common sunflower)
Lineage: Eukaryota; Viridiplantae; Streptophyta; Magnoliopsida; Asterales; Asteraceae
Product: cysteine-rich repeat secretory protein 1-like
Exons: 1
Coding region: 1-807 (268 amino acids)
Source: RefSeq, a predicted model, not a curated record